This is a messenger RNA of Talaromyces marneffei, 1008 nucleotides long. RefSeq lists its product as uncharacterized. The record is from RefSeq and is a predicted model, not a curated record. Bases 1 to 1008 code for a protein of 335 amino acids. The transcript is spliced from 2 exons. Lineage: Eukaryota; Fungi; Ascomycota; Eurotiomycetes; Eurotiales; Trichocomaceae.
AUGCCACUACAUCUCCUCGGUAAGAAAUCAUGGAACGUCUACAACCCGGACAACGUCGCGCGUGUCCGUCACGACGAAGCGCAAGCGAAAGCUCGAGAGGAAGAGGAAGAGAGACGCAUGCAAGAGGUUGAUGCCGAACGCCGGAUACAAAUCCUACGCGGCGAGCGCCCUCCCAGCCGAUCACCCCCACGCCUGCCUACACCCAACGAAACUCCCCGAUUGGAAACCCGCGGGCGAGCUGAAGCAGAAUUUGGCACACACAGGCAUAAGAAACGACGACGUAUCGCAGGAGAGGAUGAUGCAGACAGAGAUAUAAGAUUUGCAAGAGAAGAGGCUGCUCAAUAUGACGCGAAACGGGACGAGUUACUCUCAUCUCACCGCGAAGGGAAAAAGCGCAACGAACAUGUUUCAAUCACUGAUAGUGCUGGCCACAUCAACCUCUUUACUGAAGAUAUGACACGGCACCAGCGAGCCGAGAAGAAUGCGGAAGCGGAAGCCGAAAAGAAUAAGAAACAACGCACCUUUGAAGACCAGUAUACAAUGCGCCUUUCUAAUGCCGCUGGUUUCAAGGAGUCUGCCGGCCAGACGCCUUGGUACUCUACGGGGUCUACUAAGGACUUGGAAGCCCCCAAUGCAAUGCGAAAUACUGACGUUUGGGGAAAUGAAGACCCUUUGAGGCAAGAGCGGGAAAGGGCCCGCAUCGAUGCGAACGAUCCUCUUGCCGCGAUGAAAGCUGGAGUCCGCGGACUCAAAAAUGCACAAAAAGACAGGAAAGAAUGGCAAAAACAAAGGUUACGUGAACUUGAGGACCUGGAAAGAACCCAGAGAUCCGAAACUAGACGGCGAAGCCAACGGAGAUCACAUUCUCGAGACUCCUUCAACAGCUUAGAGGUCUUUUCACUUGAUAAUAACGAUAGGAAGCAUUCUAGCGAGCCGCAUGGACGGUCUCAACGGUCUCACAGGCAUGAACAUCGACAUCGCCACCGUCAUCGGCAUCACUGUAACUGA